Molecule: messenger RNA, 1454 nt
Organism: Mizuhopecten yessoensis (Yesso scallop)
Lineage: Eukaryota; Metazoa; Mollusca; Bivalvia; Pectinida; Pectinidae
Product: protein pelota-like
Exons: 10
Coding region: 148-1299 (383 amino acids)
Biological process (GO): nuclear-transcribed mRNA catabolic process, non-stop decay; RNA surveillance; nuclear-transcribed mRNA catabolic process, no-go decay
Cellular component (GO): cytoplasm
Source: RefSeq, a predicted model, not a curated record
AAUAGAUUACAACGUUAUAGCACGUGUUUGUACUUUUCGCUCGCAGGAUGUUGCCUCAUAUGUGUCAAACGUGAAACAUCAACAUGUUUAGUGUAUUUGUGAACUUCGAAUAUGACAUCACAUAAUUAAUGCGAUAAAAACCGCAAAAUGAAGCUCAUCAGCAGAGAUAUUGACAAAAACGGUUCUGGGAGUGUGACCCUGAUUCCUGAGGAGUCGGAGGACAUGUGGCACACCUACAACCUGGUAACCAUUGGCGACUCACUGAGAUCAACCACCAUCAGGAAAGUUCAGAAUGAGUCGGCCACCGGAAGUGUGAGCGUAAACAAAGUUAGAACCACUCUCUGUAUCCAUAUAGAAGCCAUCGAGUUUGACACACAGGGAUGUAUGCUCCGCGUCAGAGGGCGCAACAUACAGGAGAACCAGUAUGUCAAGAUGGGUGCCUACCACACACUGGACCUGGAGCUGAACAGAAAGUUUACCUUGGGUAAACAUGAAUGGGACAGUNCGUCAUUGGUUUGUGUGAGAAAAUUACAAACAGCUUGUGAUCCCACCACACACGCCGACCUUGCCGCAGUUGUCAUGCAGGAAGGACUCGCUCAUGUCUGCCUAAUUACUGCAAAUAUGACCCUUGUUCGUGCCAAAAUAGAGACCAGUAUACCCCGCAAACGCAAGGGAAUGUGUUCACAACACGACAAGGGCCUCGCAAGAUUUUACGAUCAGAUCAUACAAGCUAUACUACGCCACGUCAAUUUUGAUAUUGUAAAAUGUUUUCUUGUGGCAAGUCCAGGAUUUGUAAAGGACCAGUUCUCAGAGUUCAUGUUUACACAAGCUGUUAAAAUGGACAAUAAAGUGUUGCUAGACAACAAAUCAAAGUUUGUUCUUGUCCACUCCUCUUCAGGAUUCAAACAUUCUCUCAAAGAGGUUUUACAAGAUCCUGCCUUAACUGCCCGGCUAGCUGACACAAAGGCGUCCUUAGAGAUCAAAGCUUUGGACGAUUUUUACCAAAUGCUUCAGAACGACCCCAACAGAGCCUUCUACGGAGUAAAACAAGUGGAAAAGGCUGCAGAGCAUCAGGCUGUCGAAGUCUUGCUCAUAUCCGACGAGCUGUUCCGAUCGCAAGACAUCAAGCAACGUAAACGAUAUGUGAAAAUUGUAGACACUGUACGAGAGACUGCUGGUGAGGUGAGGAUGUUCUCUAGUUUACAUGUAUCUGGAGAACAGCUAGGCCAGUUAUCAGGAGUUGCUGCGAUACUUAGAUUUCCAAUGGCGGACGAUGACGACGAUUCAGAGGAGGAUUAAGAAAUGUAUUGUUUAAGGAAGAUCUGUGCACCUCGCUGGCAUUUUAAUCAAACAUUCUUGCUGGCAUUUAAAACACACUCAAUGUUUCAAUUUCUGAGCCUAUUUUAUAUGUAGCAUGAUAAAAACAAUUAUUUAUUAAAUCAUUUCAAUUCUUU